Messenger RNA from Phasianus colchicus (ring-necked pheasant), 12179 nucleotides. RefSeq names its product trinucleotide repeat containing adaptor 6B (gene TNRC6B). Gene Ontology annotation, cellular component: nucleoplasm; P-body. NCBI's taxonomy places the organism in Eukaryota, Metazoa, Chordata, Aves, Galliformes, Phasianidae. The record is from RefSeq and is a predicted model, not a curated record. Gene Ontology annotation, molecular function: nucleic acid binding. Gene Ontology annotation, biological process: miRNA-mediated post-transcriptional gene silencing; positive regulation of nuclear-transcribed mRNA poly(A) tail shortening.
CACCCCUCUUCUGAUGCAAUCCAGAAUGCUUUUGGCCUUCCGGGCUGCAAGUGCACACUGUUGGCUCACAUUAAGUUUUUUAUCUAUCAGAACCAUUAAGUCCUUCUCAACAGGGCUACUCUCAAAGUGUUCUCUCAGUCUGUAUACAUACUCUCAACCCAAGUGCAAAACUUUGCUUUGUUGAACCUCAUCAGGCUCACAUUGGGCCCACCUUUUGAGUUUAUUCCUUCUGCCUUAUCAUCUGCACCUCUCAACUUGCUGAGGAUUCACUUGAUCCCAUCAUCUUAUCACCAGUCUCCACUUGGACAUAGAGCCACUGAUCACAACCCUCUGGCUGCAACCUUUCAGGAUCUUCAAAAGCCAGCUGGAUAUGAGCACACUGCUGUGGGUGUCCCUGCUGGUGCAAGGAUUGGAAUAGAUGAACCCAGUGGUUCCUUGCAAUCUAAACCAUCCUGUGAUUCUGUGUGAAUGUAGCUACUUCUGUUACCAGAGAUGUUCUGUGAUCCAGUUUUUUGAGGUGUGAGACCUGUGUUGGUAUCAUAAUGACCCCAUAGCAGAAAAUGCAUAGUUUAAUUGAGCUGUUUUACACUUUUUCAGUGUUUAUGUUAUAAUUGGUAUGAGUGCAUUGCUGCAGUUGCCACAACAAAUAGCAUACUUCCUUGGGAUUUUUGUGCAUGUGUAUCUUAAAGAAUAAUUUUGUUCUUGGCAUUUAAUGCCGGCGUCUAUAAGAAAUUACAGAGCUGCCUUUGUUAGAAUUAAGUUAUGCCAUUGUCAGGAGAGCUAGCUUUUCCUAACUGCUGUUAGGUUAAGUGUAAAAUAGUUCUAUUUUUUUAAUAACGCUUGUCAGCCGUACAUGUGAAAAUACAUUAUUAAGAUGUAAGUAAUGCUCAUCAACUUCACUUUCCUCGCUAUUUGGAACAAGUUCAAAGCACCUUUGAGAAGUUGGUAAAGCUGCCUGUAGAGCUUUGAGCUUGCCUUGCACAGCCUAUCUAGGCUGCAAAGUGCGAGUCAAAGUGCAUGGGCAGACAGCCCAUACAGAUGGAUAGCUGGUACUGCUCUCCUGCUGCAGAUCUGCAGAAAACAUCUGGCAUUAGUAUCUAGUUCACUCAGCCAAUAAGUACCGAAAUACUUUUUUGUUCUUUUUUUGUUGUUGUUCUCUUCUUUUUUUUUUUUUUUUUUUCAAAAAGGGUACCUGAGCUGGAUGGCCAGAGUCAGUGAUACAGUAUUGGUUGUGGUCAGUGAUGUAAGUCCUGUGGAGAGCUGGGCAGUAAGGUGUCCUGGGCAGGUCAUCCCUGGGACCAGUACUGUUCCAUGUCUGUGAGUGACCUGGUCAGUCACCUAGCCUCACUGAGUUUGCAGAUAAUCCACAACUGGACUGAGUGCUGGACACUUUUAGAGUGUAUGAUUGCUAUUCAGGGGAAUAGCAAGAGGGAACAGGCUGGAAGAAAGGGUCUGGCAGAAGCCUCUUGACGUUCAGACAGUAUGAAUGGAAAGUCCCACACCUUGGGCAGAAUAAUGCCAUGCACAGGCUAGGCAUCUACAAACUAGAAAGUAGCUUUGCAGAAAAAACACCUGAAGUCCUGGAAGAAUAAAACCAGAAUGUGAAUCAGGAAGGUGUCCUUGCUGUUAAGAAACCAAGCACAUGUUGGGCUGCAUUAACAAGAGUAUAGCCAGUGGGUCAACAGAAGUGUUUCUUCUCUAUUCAGUACCUACGAGACUGCCUUUUAUGUGCUGUGACCAGUUUUUGCACCCAUACAGGAAAGACAGUGGCACAUUAAAUGGCCACCAAGAUACUUAGCAGACUGGAGCACGUCUUGCACAAGGAGAAGCUGAGAGAACUGGAUUUGUUCAGACUUAGAUAGCUAAGGAGGUAAUGUUACUGACUGCUGUCGUCAGCCGCCUAAUGAGCAUGUAUAGAGAGCCAGGCUAUUAGUGGAAAUGGUGUGCAGUGAAGAAAAAAAAGCCAAGAGGCAGUGAAUGCAAGGUGGAGAAAGGGAAUUCAAAUUAGAUUUUGAGGAAGUGCAGUGAGUGUAGUCAAAAAGUGGAACAGGCUCUUCAUAGUAGGGGUUAUUUCUCUGUCUUUGGAGAUGCUUAGAAUGCGACUAAGUCCUGACCAGCCUGUGUGAUGAUGGCCCUGCUGUGAACAUGGGGUUACACCAGGUAACUCCCAGAGGUCCUUUUAAAUAAGAGUCACUCUUGUGACUGAUGAUAAGACCGGUAAGAGGAAAGUGUCACUGGCUUCUUAAGAGUGAACUGGUUUGGAAAUCAGGAAUGAAACCUGAAAUGUGCUGUUUAGGGAAAAGAUUUUUUGCAACUUUCUUUCUGUCAGUUUUCAAAUGAGAGCGUUUUUUUUUCUCCCAACAUACAAGCCAUUUGAGGUUAUAAAACUGGUAGAAUUUACAGCUCUUAAUCUUUUAAUGCAAACCAAUACUGUCAAAUACUUGUGUAUACUGCACUUGCAGACUAAUAAGCAAUCCUUUUACCGACAUCUGGCGCUUUUCCCAGAUAGGCUGCCCUUAUUUCAAGCCCCAUGUUGUGUGGCAAAGUAGGGCUCUUGAAGUACUUCUGUAUGCACAGCGGGAUAGGUAAAAAGUUCUUUUUAGAAGGGGUAGUGAAAAGAAGUCGCACACAUGCAAGGGGAAGUUCAGCUCCUUCUGAGAGCAGUCACAAGUUCUUUAUUGAGAUUGUAUUGUGGUGGCUGUUACCCAUUAAUUGUUCUCUGUCUGUUGUCAUUCAUUCAUUUCUCAACGUAUUUUUUUUCUUUUUUUGUGGGUUAUAGAACCACAAUGAUACCUUUCUUGGUAAACAAUUUGAGAUAAUAGGGCUUUCUAUGCAUCUUACUUUCUAUUUAAAAAAUGACAUUAUUUGAUCCUUCAGUGAAACCUUGAAAUUCUGAAUAGAACUGUCUUGCUGAAUGAAUGUUCUGAUAUGACAACAAAUUAUGGAGCUGUUAAUGACGGGUUGAUUUCUAACUGAAUGCUUUGCCAUUCUUGAGGUAUUCUUCACCACGUUUCACAACUUUCUAAACACUUCAUCUGUGGUUUUGAUAUUUUUGUGUGCACAUGUAAUGAAUAAAUCAUUAGUGAUCCAUAAAAGCUUUGAAGCAAUUGAAGACUGAAGGAGGGAAGGAAGCUUGCUCAGAUCUGACAUUCCAGGAUUUUGGCUGUAGCUUUCCAUUUACUCAAAACUUUGAUUUCUGUCUACCAAGGCCAACUUGCGGAAACUUUAGGACUUGCCUUAAAGUAGAAUUUUCAAUGUAUAUAGUUGCUACAGCUGGAAAGUGUAAUGUUAUAGAACAAACACAGGCAAGAAAUAUGGAAUAUGAAAGAGAUUUCAGUUCUUAUUUUAUGCAGUCUAAGGUUUAUUGAUCAACAGGAGGCUAAUCAAACUGAAAUGGAACCCCUCAACACCGGUUGUUGAAGUGUUGAGAGCACAACUCAAUCUGUAUGAACUUAUGUCAGUCUUUCUAUCACUGUAAAUCACUGUGCAUAUAUAUAUCUAUGCAGUACUCCAGAAAUAAUUAACCCUACCCUAUUAACAAGUGUAGUAGCAUUCUAUAAGGAGUUGUUCUUUAGAAAAGCAUACUUGUAGUGUAGUCAGCAUGCUGAUCUUGUGAGUUCAGUUAUUUUCUCCAGCAACUUCAGAUGACUGAUGUUUUGCAGUGAUAAAGGCAUAUCUCUUGUUCCAGAUACGCUAUUUAAAGUAAGCAAACUUCUCACUGUGACGUGGUUUUGGUCUCCAGCCAAAGAGAAGACAGAAGCAGCCUACUCUAACUCCUGGAUGGGCAAACAACUCCUUUUAAAAGCGCUGCUUUACAGAGCACUUCUUAGACACUUUUUCUAAAGAGUUUUCAGUUAAUGUAUAGCAAAGUGUGUACUUUAUGUGUGUAUCAAAUCCACAGCGUGCCUUUUUCUGGCAUGGCUUCUGUUAUUUAUUGUCUUAUGUGUUAGACUGUGUGUAUAUACAUUCAUAUAUAAUGUUACAGAUACGAAAAACUAUUUCCAUAUUUUAGGGCUGAGUUCUGUUACUUACAUUUCAUUUUCAUUCAAAAAAGGUGUAGAACAGUUGUCCCUUUCCUAGCUGGUCAGUUCUGGGAUGAAUAGCCAAUCUCUUCAGUGUUGUAGUUCAGUGAUGGUACGAUCUUCAGUCUCAUUUCAAGCAAACAACUGUUCUUUUUUUUCCUCAAAAAUGUUAUGCUCUAGGUUUAUUUUUUUAUAGUCCAGGAAGUAUUUGUACUCAGAAGUGCUUAUUCUGAGGGUUUGUUUGUUUGGUUUUUCCCUUCUAUGUAUCAGAGUUAACUUGUUCUAAAGUAGUUCCAUACUCCACUUUUGCAGUUCAGCCUGAAGGCCAGGUUUCUAAGGGGCUAUCCCACAUUGAGCCAACUCGUGCAGCUUGGCUCAGUCUGCUUUAUGCACAUGAGCAUUGCAUAAGAAAGAAUGUGGCUGUGAUGUGCAUUUGUGUAACGUUUCAUACAGUGAGUCCCAUUUUGAAUCUUUCGAUCAGCUAGAUCACAACUCCUUAAAUGGCUCAGUCUAGUGGAAGUAAUUCCACCUUCAGGCUCUGGGUUGUAGCCCAGGCUGCGUAACACCUCGCUGCUGUUUGAUGUUCUGUUUGAACACGCCGGAGCACACCUGUGUGUGUUUGAACACGCCAUGCUCUUCUCACGGUGUUGAAAUAAUGGAUACUUAGGUUAAACUGUAACACUCUGAAUGAAAGUAGAAUUAAAAUUGUUGGGCUUUCCGUGCUCCGUAGGGCAGCAGUUCCUUUUGCUUUGGUUUUGGUCUCUGUAGUCCCAGUUAAUUGAUUUGAUUUCAGAGCUUUCGUCCAACUGAAGCAGUUGAUUGUUGGUGUUCUUAGCUGCAGCAAGAAGGGCCUGAGCCUCAGAGUAUGAGAACUGAAAUCCUGCAUACUCAUUUAGCAGUAUGUGGUAUGUUUUCUUCUUCAUUGCUCUUGGCCCUUGUUACUAUCAGUGUAUUCUUUUUAACCCAUGUAUAUAUAAAGCAUGAUACAGGAACGUACCAGUCAAGCCCCUGUUACAAUUAAAACUGCAGAGAUGCAAGCGACAGCAGUAGGGUUACACAUGCAAAGGGUGGAAUAAAGGACUGAAUACAGCCCAGUUGAGAAGACAUGUUGUCUUUACUAGCACAACUGCAGAGUCAGCUUCAGGAGGAAAUGCAGGUACUUUUGCAGAUCAAUCUUUCUAUUGAUAAAAUUUAUAUAGAGUUUUAACUGAGUGCUGUGGGGAAGGGCUGCAGUUUCAUUUAAUUACACGUAGCAGUAGCUACAGCUCACUGAAAAUCUUUCUUCCUUCAAAUCUUGGCCAGCAUUGGAUACCUUGCUGUAGAUUUACAUCCUGGUUUAGACCCUCAAAUUUGAGUCUUUUGAUCUAUUUCUAAAAUGCUAAUUAAUUUACUUCUGGACUGGUGUUUUGAAUCAGGGGGGACCUGAGCUAGUUCGAAUUAACAAAUGUUGCCUCCAAGUGAGAUUGCCCCAUGCAGUGCAUAUGAUUCUCUCAUGCAAAGUGAAGGCCUCCAGCUGUGCUUGGUUGUGGCUUAAGUCUCUAGACAAAAUUUAUCAGUCGUAAAUGUGACCUUGUAGCUAUAUAGAUAAAAGCUUGUUCUGUUAAAGCACUGUCAGUCCUACAAGUGUAGUUUCAUAAUCACUCCUGUUCUGGAGGAGGAUAGAAAGGUUGGUUCCCAGCUUGAAGGAUGACUUCUAGGAUGCACCCAGAGAAAUUUGCUGUCACUGCCGUGUUGUAUUAUAGCAAAUAAUAGUGAAAGUAAGGAGCGGGGGCAGAAGGAGGGAAGGGAACUUGUUGUUCUUCUGUCUGAUCUGCAUCCUUACAGGGGACUGCUGACAUUUUCAUGCAGCCGCUCUGCAGCCCUUGGAAGGAACUUAGAACUUUAUACUCCGAAGUGCCACUUCUGAGUUUCCCAGAAUUUGUAUCCUACACGUAAUUUCCAUUUUCAUGCAGUUUUAGUCGAGAGUGACUUCAUAGGGUUGUGGCUUUUCGCACAGACGAAGGUUGUGUGUGGCGUUAUCUGCACCCAUCAGGGCGUGCAGUCAGCAGAUAGCUGUCAGUGUGGAGCGCAGCGCGUCCUCUCGUCUGCCGUUUUCAGUUGGAUAGCAGGGACUGUGAAGAACAGCUUCUAUUCUUUACCCAUGCCUCAAGCCCGUGCGCUGUGGGGAGAAAGGAAAAAUGACUGCUAGGAUUUUGCGGGAAAAUAGCAUUCUCAAAAGCUUGUUUUGUGAGAGGAGAGAAGGAGCAAGAAAGGGAAGAACAGUUAAUGGAAGACAAGAAAAGGAAGAAGGAGGAUAAGAAAAAGAAGGAAUCUGCUCAGAAGGUCACAGAUCAAAAAACCAAAGUGCCCGAAGUGACGAAACCAAGUUUAAGCCAACCAGUGGCUGCCAGCCCAAUUGGCAACUCUCCAUCGCCACCAGUCAAUGGUGGCAACAAUGCCAAAAGGGUGGCAGUGCCGAACGGACAACCGCCAAGCGCCGCCCGCUACAUGCCUCGGGAGGUGCCGCCGCGAUUCCGUUGCCAGCAGGACCACAAAGUGUUACUGAAACGUGGGCAGCCCCCUCCACCAUCCUGUAUGCUCCUUGGGGGUGGAGCAGGGCCUCCUCCCCCGACAGCACCAGGAGCAAACCCAAACAACGCACAACCAGUGACAGGAGCACUGCUGCAGAGCGACAGUGGGACUGCAACAGAUUCAACAAUUGGAGGUGCUGCUGCUUCAAAUUAUGCAAAUUCCACUUGGGGUCCUGGAGCCUCCUCCAACAGCGGCACCAACGCCAACCCAACUCACAUCUGGGACAAGGUGAUUGUAGACGGGUCUGACAUGGAAGAGUGGCCUUGUAUCGCCAGCAAAGAUGCUGAGUCUUCUUCCGAAAACACCACCGAUAACAACAGUGCCUCGAACCCUGGCUUGGAGAAGAACACUCUGCCAGGAAGCACCACUAGUAACAAAGGAAAAGGAAGCCAGUGCCAGUCUGGAAGCGCUGGAAAUGAAUGUAAUCUUGGGGCCUGGAAAUCUGAUCCCAAGGCUAAAUCUGUUCAAUCUUCCAACCCUGCUGCCGAGAGUAACAAUGGACUAAGUAAUUGGAGGAACUUGACUGGACAAGAUAGAAUUGGUUCUGGUUCUGGCUUCAGCAACUUUAACCCAAAUAGCAACCCGUCUGCUUGGCCAGCACUGGUCCAAGAGGGCAAUUCUAGGAAAGGGACUUCGGAAUCUGAUAGUGGUAGCUCCAAUGCACAGAUUAGCACAGUAGGUCAGACCUCUAGGGAACAGCAGUCAAAGAUGGAAAAUGCGGGUGUUAACUUUGUCUCUGGCAGAGAACAGGCUCAAAUUCAUAACACUGAUGGACCAAAAAACGGAAACACUAACUCCUUGAACUUAAGUUCACCAAACCCUAUGGAGAAUAAGGGAAUGCCCUUUGAAAUGGGCUUGGGGAACCCUUCCAGGAGCACUGACACCCCUUCACAAAGCACUGGAGAAAGAAAGACUGGGAGUGUUGGGUCUUGGGGUACAGCUAGGGGGUCUUCUGGAACUGACACAGUCUCUGGACAGAGCAAUUCUGGAAACCAUGGGAACAAUGGAAAGGAUAGGGAGGACUCCUGGAAAGGAGCUUCUGUUCAAAAACCUAAUGGGUCAAGAAGCGAUUCUUGGGAUAACAAUAACCGGUCUACGGGUGGUGGGUCUUGGAACUUUGGCCCUCAGCAUGCAAAUGAAAGCAAAUGGGGUGAAGGGAACAAAUUAACAUCUGGGGUCUCUCAGGGAGAAUGGAAACAGCUGUCUGGGUCUGAUGAACUGAAGAUUGGAGAAUGGAGUGGUCCAAACCAACCAAAUUCUAGCACUGGAGCAUGGGACAAUCAAAAAGGCCACCCUCUUCCUGAAAACCAAGGCAAUUCCCAGGCUCCCUGUUGGGGAAGAUCUUCCAGCUCUGCAGGAAGUGAGGUUGGAGGUCAAAGCACUGGAAGCAACCACAAAGCAGGAAGUAGUGACAGUCACAAUUCUGGACGCCGAUCAUAUAGGCCUACACAUCCUGAUUGCCAGGCAGUCUUGCAGACUUUGCUGAGCAGGACUGAUUUGGACCCCCGAGUGCUUUCAAACACUGGCUGGGGCCAAACACAAAUUAAGCAAGAUACCGUAUGGGAUAUUGAAGAGAUGCCACGGCCUGAGGGGAAGUCUGAUAAAGGAACUGAGGGGUGGGAGAGCUCUGCCACACAGACAAAGAACUCAGGGGGCUGGGGCGAUGUACCCAGCCAAAGCAAUCAAAUCAAGUCUGGAUGGGGUGAGCUCUCAACCCCAACAGAGUGGAAGGACCCCAAAAAUACUGGAGGAUGGAAUGACUAUAAGAACCCCAAUUCGUCUAAUUGGGGAGGGGGAAGACAAGAAGAGAAAUCAUCAUCUUCUUGGAAUGACAGCUCUAGUAAGGAUCAGGGGUGGGGUGGACGACAGCCUAAUCAAGGAUGGUCUUCUGGAAAGAACGGUUGGGGAGAGGAAGUUGACCAAGCAAAAAACAGCAACUGGGAAAGUGCAGGAAAUAAGCCAGCAUCUGGUUGGGGUGAAGGUGGGCAAAAUGAGAUUGGAACUUGGGGUAAUGGUGCAAAUACAGGCUCUGCUUCAAAGGGUGGUUGGGAUGAUUGUAAAAGAAAUUCAACGUGGAACGAGACGGGUCGACAGCCCAACUCCUGGAACAAGCAGCAGCAACAGCAACAGCAGCAGCAGCAGGAGACUUCUGGUUCCUGGGGUCCACCGCCACAAACUCCAAGUAAUGGGCGACCUCCAAACCCAAACUGGAACAGCGGACCACAACCAGCUGCCCCCAAAGACGAGGAGCCUAGUGGCUGGGAAGAACCUUCUCCACAGUCAAUCAGUCGGAAAAUGGAUAUUGAUGAUGGCACUUCAGCGUGGGGAGAUCCUAGCAGUUAUAACUACAAGAAUGUGAACCUGUGGGACAAGAACUCACAAGGAGGACAGGCCCCACGGGAACAGAGCCUGCCUACUCCAAUGACUAGCAAAUCACAAACAUCAGUCUGGAGCAAAAGCACUCCACCUGCUCCAGAUAAUGGUACGUCCGCCUGGGGUGAGCCAAAUGAAACCAGUCCCGGGUGGGGUGAAGUAGAUGAUACAGGAGCAUCGACAACAGGCUGGGGGAAUGCACCUUCCAACGCCCCGAAUGCCAUGAAAUCUAGUUCUAAAUCUAUGCAAGAUGGCUGGGGAGAGAGUGAUGGGCCAGUGACAGGCACACGUCAUUCCAGCUGGGAAGAGGAGGAGGAGGGAGGAGUCUGGAACACAGCAGGCUCUCAGGGAAGCAGUUCCUCCCAUAACUCAACAAGCUGGGGGCAAGGAGGAAAGAAAACACAGAUGAAGUGCUCAUUAAAAGGAGGAAAUAGUGAUUCAUGGAUGAACCCUAUAUCCAAACAGUUUUCAAAUAUGGGCUUGCUAAGUCAAACUGAGGACAUUCCAGGCAAUAAGAUGGACUUGUCUGUAGGUGGUCUCCCAGAUAAGAAGUUUGAGGUAGAUAAACGAGCCAUGAAUCUCGGGGAUUUUAAUGACAUAAUGAGAAAGGAUCGAUCUGGGUUCCGUCCACCUAAUUCCAAAGACAUGGGAACCACGGAUAGUGGGCCUUAUUUUGAGAAGGGUGGCAAUCAUGGUUUGUUUGGAAACAGCACAGCACAAUCGAGGGGCAUGCACACACCAGUGCAGCCACUAAAUCCUUCCCCCAAUAUCCGGGCGCAAGUGCCUCCCCAAUUUCUUUCUCCCCAGGUUUCGGCUUCCAUGCUCAAACAGUUCCCCAACAGUGGCUUGAAUCCAGGUCUUUUCAAUGUGGGGCCCCAGCUUUCUCCGCAACAGAUUGCCAUGCUGAGCCAGCUUCCACAGAUUCCCCAGUUUCAAUUGGCGUGUCAGCUCCUCCUUCAGCAGCAGCAGCAGCAGCAGCUGUUACAGAGCCAGAGGAAGUUAUCUCAAGCUGUGCGACAGCAGCAGGAGCAACAGAUUGCUCGUAUGGUGAGUGCCCUCCAGCAGCAGCAGCAGAGGCAGCCUGGCAUGAAGCAUUCACCAUCCCACCCUGUUGGGCCUAAGCCACAUAUAGACAGCAUGGUACCCAAUCCUUUGAAUGUGGGUCUUUCAGAUUUACAGACCAAAGGACAAAUACCUGGAUACGGUUCAGGCUUUGGCUCAAGCAGCAUGGAUUAUGGCAUGGUGGGAGGGAAAGAAGCUGGAACAGAAUCCCGCUUUAAACAGUGGACUAUGAUGGAAGGGCUGCCCUCUGUGGCUUCACAAGAUGCCAAUAUGCACAAAAAUGGUGCAAUAGUGCCCCCUGGAAAGGCUCGUGGAGGAUCGCCCUACAACCAGUUCGACAUAAUUCAGGGCGACCCACUGGGUGGCCAUGCAGGCCCUGCUGGUGAUAGUUGGUUACCUGCCAAAUCUCCGCCGACGAACAAGAUCGGAAGCAAAUCCAGCAAUGCCAGCUGGCCUCCAGAGUUCCAACCAGGAGUGCCAUGGAAAGGUAUACAAAACAUUGACCCUGAAUCUGACCCCUACGUGACCCCUGGAAGUGUGCUGGGGGGGACAGCCACAUCUCCCAUUGUAGAUACUGACCACCAACUUCUGCGGGACAACACCACAGGGUCUAAUUCUUCCCUCAACACCUCGCUGCCUUCACCUGGUGCCUGGCCCUACAGUGCCUCUGACAAUUCCUUCACCAACGUUCAUAGCACUUCAGCAAAAUUCAGUGAUUACAAAUCAACAUGGUCCCCAGAUCCCAUAGGACACAAUCCCACUCAUCUCUCCAACAAGAUGUGGAAAAACCAUAUUUCCUCAAGGAACACUACAGGGCUGCCUCGCCCGCCUCCUGGCCUGACCAACCCCAAACCAUCAUCUCCAUGGAACAGCACAGCACCCCGAUCGGUCAGGGGCUGGGGGGCACAGGACUCAAGGCUUGCCUCUGGUGAGAAGAAUCAUCUGAUAACGCCAUUGAUCAGACCUGAGGAGUGUGCGCUUUACAGCACUAAUGGUUUGGAGGAGAGAAAGUUGCAGUUGCCUGCAUCUACUUGGAGUGAUGGUAGCUCAGUUCGUCCUAGUUACUGGCUGGUUCUUCACAAUCUCACUCCACAGAUCGAUGGGUCAACCUUGAGGACGAUCUGCAUGCAGCAUGGCCCACUGCUGACAUUCCAUCUGAACCUGACCCAGGGCACCGCUCUCAUCCGAUACAACACCAAACAGGAGGCGGCCAAGGCCCAGACUGCACUGCACAUGUGUGUGUUGGGAAACACUACCAUCCUGGCUGAGUUUGCCACAGAUGAGGAGGUUAGUCGCUUUUUGACACAAGCUCAGCCCCCUACACCUGCAGCAACCCCAAGUGCACCCGCGGCAGGCUGGCAAUCCCUGGAGACGGGACAGAACCAGACAGAUCCAGUUGGACCUGCUUUGAAUCUCUUUGGUGGGUCAACAGGGCUUGGGCAGUGGAGCAGUGGUGGCGGCGGCAGCAGUGGGGGUGAUCUCACUGGCGCUUCGUUGUGGGGGCCCCCAAACUAUUCUUCAAGCUUGUGGGGGGUCCCGAGCGUAGAGGAUCCACACAGAAUGGGCAGCCCUGCUCCCUUACUACCUGGAGACCUUCUGGGAGGAGGGUCGGAUUCAAUCUGAACUUAGAACUUUCAACUCUGACCUCGUGACCUUUUUUGGAACAGCAGCAGCACUAACUUGACCUUUUCGUUUUUUUUCAACUUGCAAUAAAUACAUUUAUAAAAGGAAAAAAGAAAACGGAGAGAGAAAAAAAGGUGGGUCAUUGACAGACUGUCUGAGCACAUAGUUGCCUCCCUUAUAUAACUUCAGUUUUUUUGUUUGGAAUAUGAAUCCAAAAAGAGAACAUAUCACUCUUGAAAUACUUGAAUCAUGAACGCCAACUUAGAAAGACAAUGUGAAGCAAGUACACAUACCAUUUAAAUUUAAACACAAAAAAUUAAAAAAAUUAGUUUCUAGUUUUUCACUUUUUCAUGUUAUACGGAAGUUGUUGCUAAGAAACAUAUAUACUGAAAAAAUAGCUUUUUAACUUUGUUUGCACUGGGUGUGUUUCCGUCCUUAGGUCUACCAUGUUGGGUUGGGGUAGGGGUGGGGUUCAAAAGAAAAAAGGGGAGGGGGGAGGGGAAGACUUGACGGAGCCUCACUUUAAAA